This is a messenger RNA of Chlorella variabilis, 3131 nucleotides long. RefSeq lists its product as hypothetical. Gene Ontology annotation, biological process: protein stabilization; telomere maintenance via telomerase. The transcript is spliced from 10 exons. Gene Ontology annotation, molecular function: Hsp90 protein binding; telomeric repeat DNA binding. Lineage: Eukaryota; Viridiplantae; Chlorophyta; Trebouxiophyceae; Chlorellales; Chlorellaceae. Gene Ontology annotation, cellular component: cytosol. The record is from RefSeq and is a predicted model, not a curated record. The coding region runs from base 1 to 3009 and encodes 1002 amino acids.
AUGGACCAGCAGCAGCGGCAUGAUCUGUUUGGUGCCUGGUUUGAGCGAGCACCCGCCGCUGCUCUCCUCCCAGCUCUCACCAGCCACCUGUCGGCGGUGCAGCCCAGCAGCCUGCCGGCCCGGGGCGGCAGGGCCCACGUCACCGCCGUGUCUGCUGCAGAGGCGGCUGGCAUGCUGGCAGAGCGCUUCGCUGCGCCAGCCAGCCCCGGCGUGGCGCAGCUGCUGCGGCACGUUGCAGCAGCUGCUGCAGCGGCAGCCUCUGGGGGUGAAGCCCAGGCCAGCGGUGGCUCCUCGCCAGCGACAGCAGGCGCAGCGCAGCAGGAGGCCCUGGCCGCUGCGCUGGCCUCGGCGCCGGAGCGGGCGGCAGCCGUGCCGUUGGCUGAGCUGCAGCCUGGCUCGUUUGUGCCAACGGUGGCUGGGCAGCUGCUGGAGGCACUGGCAGCUGACAGUUGCCUGCUAGCGAUGGAGACAGAGGGACCCCAGCAGGAUGACCAGCCGCGGGGCGCAAUCGCUGAAGCGGCGGCGGCGGCGGCAGCAGCCACGGCGUUUGUCGCCGACGUGCUCGCUCGCUUCUGCCGGCGCGGCCACCAGCAGCUGGUUGCGGCAGCGCUGCUGCGGCAGCUGCGCCAGGGCGAGCAGCCGCCAUCGACUGAAUCCGGGCGGCAGCUGGCCAGCGGCAUCGUCGCUGCCAUGCCAGAUUCGGCGGCGCUAGACAAGCUGCUGGAAGCUGCCCUGAAGCAGGCGGCGGCAGCCGCAGUACCAGUGCAAGCGGUAGCAGCACCAGCACAGGAUGCAGGAGGCGAGGUUGGCUCAGAGCCAUCCCUACCAGCCGCACUCUUGGCGCUGGAUGCACCCCCCGCCUCCGACCCGGCAGCACAGGCCGCGGCGGCGGUGCUCUCCAGCCUGCUGCCUCCGGCGGUGUGGCGGGCCCGUGCCGACGCCCGGCUGCUGCUCACCGUCAAGCUGCUGGUGCAGCAGCAGCGACGCCUGCUGCCGCUGCCCGCGCUGCGCGGCCUGCUCCUCUUCCUGCAGCGCCAGCCCGCGGCGGCCGGUGCUGCCGCCACCACGGCCAGCGACGGUGGCUCCAGCGGCGGUUGGCUGCCCGAGGCGGCUGCGCGAGUGGCUCAGCUGUGGGGGGACCCUUCGGCGGUGCAGCGCCUGUCGUCGCAGCAGCAGGCGUACCUGACGGCGGCGCUGUGCUGCAGCCUGCGCAUGCUGGAGCGGCGGGAGCUGGAGGGGCACCCCCAGCUGCUGCAGCUGCUGCUGGCGGGCAUCACCGCCCGCCUGGACAGCCCGCUGCUGAGCGUGCGGCGGCAGGCGAUGCGGGUGGGCCAUUCGCUCUCGGCUCUGCUGGACCCCUCCAAGCCGCCUAUGUUUGGAGAGGAUGACCCCCAGCUGCAGCAGCUGCUGCCAGAGGAGGCCUGGUACGAGCAGGCGGCGGCAGCAGCAGCGGCGCCCCGGCAGCUGAAGCAGCCGCCGCAAAAGGCUGGUGGUGCCGCCGCCACAGGCGCCCCCGGCGCCACGCCCGGCAAGGGCAGCGGGCGGCAGGAGCGGCGCGAGGCACGGGAGCGUCGGCGGCGCGAGCGGGAGGCGCGGCGGCAGCGGGCGCGGGAGGAGGAGGCCGAGGGGCCUCUCACCGAGACCGACAGCGACGAUGAAGUGGGAGGCAUCGGCGACAAUGCCAGCAGCGUGACGAGCAGCGGUACCGCAUGCAGUACCUCCAGCGGCGAGUUCGAGCAGUACGAUCUGGAGGAAAGCGACGAGGAGGACCCGGCGCGCAGCCGCCUGCAGCUGCGGGACCUGCCCAAGAUGCUGCUGAGCAAGGCUGAGGAGGACUGGCGGGGGCAGCUGCGCGCGCUGCGGCACGCCGAGUACCUGAUACGGGCCGCGCCCGACGAGCUGGAGCAGUACGCAGUGCCCAUUGCGCGGGCGCUGGUGCACACCAAGGUGCCGGGGUGGAUGGAUGAGGAGAUGCCAGAGGGGGGCCCGCCCGCCAACAUGCAGCGCUUCAGGGAUGUGGUGUCGCUGCUGGCUGGGGCGCCCGAGCCUGCGGGCCUGGCGCUGGCUGCAGAGAUGUAUGGCCCCAGCAUGGACGUGUACCAGCGGGCCAUGAUCCUGGAUGGCAUGGCGGCAGCUGCAGCCGAGAUUGCGACCCCCGGGGCCUCCCUGCCGCCGCUCCCGGGCCUGCACACGCAGCAGCAGCGGCAGCUGGGUCAGGGCACGGCGGCAGCAGCCAAGGCGGCGGCAGCAGCGGCGGCCUCGGGACUGACGCCCGAGCAGCAGCGCCUGCUGUCCACCACCGCCGACGGCAGCAAGCGGAUCGGCACCGUCACCCGCAUCGCCUCGCGCAGCCUGGCGGCGGCGGCGGCAAGGCAGGGCAAGCCCGUGCCGCGCGCCAACAGGUUCCCUCCCAUCGCGCUCAAGUGGGCCGCCGCCCUGCUGCGCCACUGCGACGAGCCGCACCAAGGCGUGGACCUUCUGGGCAGGGACCACUUCCUGUUGGGCAAGCUGCUGGUCACGCUGGGCUCCUUUCUGGAGGCCAGCGCGCAGAGCAGCGAGGCCGCCACCUUGGCAGCCGCCACCCUGGAGCUGCUGCGCUGCGAGCGGGUGCACGGCCACCCGGAACCCUACGUGCGCCGCGCCGCGCUGCUGGCGGCGGGGCAGGUGCUUGGCGCGGUCCCGCCGGCCAGGCUGGCUACCGCAAUGCUGGGUGCGGCGGCAGGAGGCGCCGGCGGAGCUCCCGCGGUCCUGCCGGCGGCGGUGGCUGCGCGGGAUGCCGCGGACGAGGCGCUUGUGAGCCGGCUGGAGUGGCUGCGGCAAAUGAUGGCCGGCGGCGUGCAGAAGCUGCAAGGCAACCUGGCGGCGGGGGCCCUCCAAGCUCUGGGCAGCAGCCAGCCGGCGUCGCCUCUGGAAAGCGGCUCGCUGCUGCCGCUGCCCCAGGCAGGCGGCGGCGGGCCGGUGGGGCUGCCAUCCAGGGGGCUGCGGCUGCCAGACAUCCGCCUGCCUUGAGAGGCGCUGCACCCACGCCGAGGUGGCAGCUGGGCGCUGGCUCUGUUGACUGGCGAUUGUGUUGUGUUGCAUGAUUGUACGUUGAGCGGCGCAUGCUGCCCUGUGUGAGGCAUGGCAGGUGG